Prorocentrum cordatum is the source of this 1378-nucleotide messenger RNA. The record is from the annotation of a GenBank genome assembly. NCBI's taxonomy places the organism in Eukaryota, Dinophyceae, Prorocentrales, Prorocentraceae.
CUCGUACCUAUUCGGCUCGGGCGAUGCUUUUCCUCUCCGCGAAACAUUAAAUGCUUUGCUACGUCUUUGCCUCCGAUUUGCGGCUUGCACGCCGGAGGGACGAACAGCGGCCGACGCGCCACUCGCCAGCAAGCAGUGUUUUGGCGGAGGACAGAGAGAAGGAAGUGAGCCCUCCUGCUUCUGUUCCUGCUUGUCGUCUUCUCUCCUUUCGUCACCCUCGCCAAUGAAACAGCGAGCAUGGAGAAGCUACUUGCGAAAUCGGCAUGCAGCACGUAUUAAGGAGCCCGCGCGUGAAAAUCUUGAGAGAAACAGCGUGCGGCUAAUUAGGAUCGGCCCUCGCGGCACUGUGCACCACAAAGCCUUGCUCCUCCGAGCCCGUGUGGCGCGCGCGCCGACACCGCGCCCCCCCACCGUCGGCUCGAGGAGGAACAGGAGGGGGCACACUAGCGGGUCUUGAAAGUCUUCAGCUGCAUCUGGCUGGAAAAAACAGCGGGGCAGGCUCAUUCACCCCCAAGGCAUCGGUCGAACUCUUUGCCGGUGGAGUUGUACAUCUUGCCGUCUGGUGCCCUGUAGACCUAUUUCGUGUCGAUCGGGCAUGGAAUGAUGGGCCAGAAGCAGCAGCAAUAUAUGCAGAGCGUCACUGGGCCUAUCUAGCGCGCUUCCAUCCAGUUGCCGCCAGGCGGUUCCCCCAGUGGCUCUGUCCCGCCAGCCACAGCCACAAACGAUGGCUGGGCGGGGGCGACGUCGCCGGGAAGCACAGGCCGUCGGUGGUCUUCAACCACCCGUUCUCAAGCACGCCAGCCACCACAUGCCCGGGCGAGAUCGUCAUGCCUGCCUUCUUCCCCAUGUCUGGCUCGGUCCGGUACUCGAUGUUGCUGCCGCUCACGAUUUCCCGGCUGGGCGGGGCAGGCGGCGGGGCCAACUCGAACAGAACAGACCCUGUGAUUAUGAUGCAUUUUAGCGCAAUGGCAAAAAGGGGUCAAACGGCGGCGAUUGGCAGCGAGUGGUGCAUAUACACACGUCGCACAUGCACUAUCUCACAGACCCCGUCACCGGGUGCUUCGCAGGGAGGAACAAGCCGCCAGUCAACCUCCAUGACGCCAGCGAUCGUCUCCCCCGCCUUGACAGUCUUGCCCGCCUUCUUCCCCAUGUCUGGCUCGGUCCGGCAGUCGAUGUUGCUGCCGCUCACGUUCGUCCAGACUGUGCCCGCGGCGACAACCGUCGUGUGCUGAUCAGGCGCGGCGGGGAUAGUGCCUGACUUGGCGGCCAUGCCUGGUGUCCAGUGGGCUUCGGUGUCGGGCGCGCUGGCGGUCGCUCAGAUAGCGACGUGGUGGGUUCUCUGGCAGGACUCUUGAGAGGUGCUUGAGCCAAAACGGCU